AUGAUUACAAAUUUAUUAAGUCAACGAAAUUUUACAAGUGGUCGUCACUUUUUGAAUAGUGAUUUUUUGAAAUUUUUUGAUUACCGCAUUGAAAUGUACAACUUGGGUAGGAAAUGUACAACCUGGGCAGGGUUUGCCAACUACUAUCCCAUUUGUCCAUUCAAAACUCCAUUGACUCUAUUGCAAACAUUUUCUAGAAGCGUUGUUGCUCUACAAUACGGUACCAGAGCCUUUUAUACACAUCUACCAACGCAGUAUUCGUAUCAAAAUCGCUCCAAAAAAUCCCGUCUUAAACAACGGAUCAACCAACGUCAGCGUCCUCGAUCUCGACAAAGUCCAAAUUCGAAUCUCUCAAACAAUAUAUCUGACUCAAUAUCACAAAUACAGCUACCUAUGUUUGACUACUUACAAAAAACUAAUUAUCAUGAAAAUUCAGACCUUUCCUUACACGAAAUUGGACAUUGUUUGAAUGUUCAACCUUCAUUUCAUCAGCAAAAUUCAAAUAAUCCUAUGUUUAAUAAUAAUUAUCAAUCUCUUCAUGAAUAUAAACUUCCGCCUGAUGUCUAUGUCGACAUGUUAACUUUCGGUCACAACCAAAUAAAUAUGCCAUUAAAUAUUGUUGACCAUAAUAUGAUGGAAAAUAAUAUUAAUCCUACUAUGGCAACUACUACUACCUCGGAUUAUGAUCAUAUUCAUAACUUUAUUAAUACUGUUCCUUUGAAUGUAAACACCUCGUUUUUGUCAUCUCCGUCAGAUUUAUUAUAUCCGCCUAAUAAUUAUGUUUUUAUUGAUGAACCAACUACUGAUUUAUCGCAAGUUAUUUCAUCUGAUUCUCAACAAAUUCAUUUUAAUAAAGUAGCGUCAAUUAAUAAUGAUUUUCAAAUGUUUAAUUAUGAUUCAUCUUAUGAGAAUAUUCAUUUAAUUUAA
Messenger RNA from Scutellospora calospora, 927 nucleotides. Lineage: Eukaryota; Fungi; Glomeromycota; Glomeromycetes; Diversisporales; Gigasporaceae. The record is from the annotation of a GenBank genome assembly.